Molecule: messenger RNA, 1209 nt
Organism: Oppiella nova
Lineage: Eukaryota; Metazoa; Arthropoda; Arachnida; Sarcoptiformes; Oppiidae
Source: the annotation of a GenBank genome assembly
AUGAAUGACAUUACAUUACAAUGUUAUAUAAUGUUGGACGCGACCGGAAAGCCUCCUUCUGGCAUCUUCGAAGGAGUGGUCACAAUGUUUGGCAACUUCGAGGAAUGUCUUAAAGUGAGAGUAGCCGAUGACGACGACAGUGAAUUGGAUGACGAGGGGAGGGAACAGUUUAAAGAGUUCUUUAGGGGACAGUUCUGUGUCGCAGAAUUUAAACCAUGGCUUCCCAAAAAACCAGCCUUUUAUGGCAUGAGCUCUAAGAUUAAGGGACUUCUAAGAGAAUCUGAUGACACGGUCUACAAUGAUUUCGCAGAUUUAGCCCUAUUUUUCCAUUUUAUAACAUUUCGUAUGGAUUUCUGUGUUCCCUCGACCUGUACUCGAGAAGACAUACAAAGAGUUUCCACUUUAAUCGCAAAGAAUUUGGAAUUUAAGGCAAGAGUUCUUCGCUGUGAGACUGCAAAUGAUUAUGAAGUGUGGAGUAUAUAUCAAAUGCUGACAAUUCUCGUUACGUUCACAAUAAUCGUAGCAACGAUAACAUCAUUAUCUGUUAACUACCUAUCAAUGGACCACUUUUUGCUCAAGUCAUCCAAAUUCCAGUCACUUUCACUGAUGACUUCGUGGAACGAUAUCUUUGGACCACAACAAGCGACUGGAGAUAAACCAAUACCUCUAUACGGGAUCAGGGCCAUUGUCUUGAUUUGGAUUAUAAUAGUACACACUGUCGUUGUGGUCGACUUCCAAUACUUCCUGAACGAGAAAACAACGAAACCAUGGACUCAUCUGUCAGUGUUUGCCAUUGGAUUCUAUGCCGGAGCCCUCAGAAGAAUUAGCAAAUGUGAUGAGUAUAACGAUUACACUAAAUCUGUCAAGUCAUCGACGGGUUGGCCCAUUAGUAUAGUUGUCAUAUUAGUGCUAAUAUAUGGCUGUCACGAUUGGGUUAUUGGAGAACUGCCUGACCCAUUUGUGUCGGCCCUCUACGACGCGACUCAGAAGAUCUUCUGGUCAUUAGCCGUCUGUUGGAUACUCUUCACUAUAACCGCGAACUCAGAGCACUCGAAGCAGACUUUGAUUGAGCGGUUCUUUUGCCAUAAGUUUUUCCGAUUUAUGGGUCGCCUAACACUAGUGGCAUAUCUAAUGCACCCAAUGGUGCAGUCAAUGCUACUGUCCAGCCAACAGCAACAUCUCUAUAGUUCCACACUUUUGAUGUUAUGA